Molecule: messenger RNA, 321 nt
Organism: Gloeophyllum trabeum ATCC 11539
Lineage: Eukaryota; Fungi; Basidiomycota; Agaricomycetes; Gloeophyllales; Gloeophyllaceae
Exons: 3
Source: RefSeq, a predicted model, not a curated record
AUCGACCACGAGAAUAUCGUCAAGGUAUACCAGACUGCGCCGAGCAUGCUCGGGCGGGGGCAUACCCUCAUCGAGCCCGGCGGGCCUGUUUGGGGCGUCAAUGUAUCGGACUAUCACACGCAGCUCGCGGUUGCCUGCGCGGAUGGUGCAUGCUCGACGACGAACACACUUAGGCCUACGAGGAGGGGCGGCGCGGUGCCGUUUUUCAUAUACAAAAUCUACCAGUUGGAUUUCAGUCGCAAAACAGGCGAGUAUAGGAUGCUCGAACAGUUCCUACCGCAGGUGAAAAGCUCGCAUACUAGCUGUCGAUCGCGAUGCUGA